This is a messenger RNA of Moneuplotes crassus, 642 nucleotides long. Lineage: Eukaryota; Ciliophora; Spirotrichea; Euplotida; Euplotidae. The record is from the annotation of a GenBank genome assembly.
AAUUAAGCUAAUGGACCGCCCCAGAAGAAAGAGAUGAUGACCUCUCUUUGGAAGAGAAGAACCUGCACAUAACCACCAUCCUCACUAUGAGGAGAAUAAAAUAGCUCCUGCUCCAGCUCCUUCCGGGCCAGAGAGCAAAGACGAGCCUAAAAUUCCAUUGUAUAUUGAAAGCAAGUACACAACUAAAGACGUUAAAGUGAUGGAUGAUACCCCUCAGACUUAUGUCGAUCAAAAGGUGUUCAAGUACGAGUGACCGAUCUGAAUGAGAUAUUUUGACAAAAUCCUUGAAGGCGUAUGCUGUAAAUAACUACCUGUGCCACUUUUGUGCUGAAGACUUCAAAUAAAUUGCAAGCCAAGAACCCUGAGUAUGGCUUCAAAUGUCCAAUAUGCAACAACCUUUAUAUUGACCUUGUCGAUGUUGACCCCGAGAAUAACAUCAGACGCUAUGCUGACUCCUUCAAAGCGGCUAUGAAGCCAGAUAGUCUGAAAGACCAAGAGGAGGCUGAAUACGAACUCGACCUGCUUGAUAGAGAUGAAUUGAAGAGGAGAGAGACUUUGCUCAGCCAGAAAGAUAACUACGUGUAUAGCAAGAGUGGGUCCCUACAUGACCUGGCCUAACAGAAAAAUUUACAAUUUUCCUUC